This is a messenger RNA of Ostertagia ostertagi, 555 nucleotides long. NCBI's taxonomy places the organism in Eukaryota, Metazoa, Nematoda, Chromadorea, Rhabditida, Trichostrongylidae. The record is from the annotation of a GenBank genome assembly.
AUGAUAAAUCAAGGCGCAUAUGUUGUUUCACAUCUAACGUCAAAAGCCGUCACGUCAGGAUCUGUGCUUUACAACCUUGUUGGUAGUGUUUUUGGGCUGGAGACAUACAAUUUUGCGAUCACGGUGAAUAAGAUUUUGGAACUCUACUGCAAUCUAUGUGGCUACGUUGGAAUACAUGCCGCAUUACAGGAACGGACUCAUAUUAUGCCUUCCGAGGCGUUUUGUUUUGAAGGUGCGGAGGGCAAACUGACGAUUCAUUUAUGGUCUAAUGCGAGUGUGGACGCCAUCGAGUAUGAGCAUGACUACUGGCAUGAUAUCGUGCCAAUUAGCGCACCUGACCGAUACGAUGUGUUGGCAUGUUUGGAUCGGGAAUGUGAAAAUAUGGUCCUUCUCGCAGAGUGUCGUUACCCAGUAAAUGAAAAAGGUGGACCAAAUCAAAUAUGCGAGAUCCAAAAUCGAUCUUCUCCAACCGAUCAGGUGCAGGUGGUAUUCAGAACUAAUCACGGCCAAGGAUAUACUUGUGUCUAUCAACUUAGAGUGCUUAAUUGGAAGUAA